Molossus molossus (Pallas's mastiff bat) is the source of this 4017-nucleotide messenger RNA. RefSeq names its product aldehyde oxidase 2. Bases 1 to 4017 code for a protein of 1338 amino acids. Gene Ontology annotation, molecular function: NAD binding; 2 iron, 2 sulfur cluster binding; oxidoreductase activity. The record is from RefSeq and is a predicted model, not a curated record. The transcript has 35 exons. Lineage: Eukaryota; Metazoa; Chordata; Mammalia; Chiroptera; Molossidae.
AUGCUUUCCCUGUCAAGAUCGGAUGAGUUGGUUUUCUUUGUGAAUGGGAGGAAGGUGAUAGAGAGAAAUGCGGACCCAGAAGUCACUCUGCUGACCUUCCUACGAAAGACAGUAGGCCUCCCAGGAACCAAGGACGCCUGUGGAGUAGGAGGCUGUGGCGCCUGCACCGUGAUGGUGUCUAAGUGUGACCCUGUGUCCAAGAAGAUAAGACACGUCUCCGUCACCGCGUGCCUGGUUCCCAUCUGCUCCCUGUACGGAGCUGCUGUCACCACUGUGGAAGGUGUGGGAAGCAUCGGAACCAAGCUUCACCCCGUGCAGGAGAGGAUCGCCAAGAGCCACGGCACGCAGUGCGGGUUCUGCACUCCGGGGAUGGUGAUGUCCAUGUACACGCUGCUCAGGAACCACCCACAGCCCUCAGAGGCGCAGCUCAUGGAAGCCCUGGGGGGUAAUCUAUGCCGCUGCACUGGGUAUCGGCCAAUUCUCGAGAGUGGAAAGACCUUCUGCAUGGAGUCGAAUGGCUGUCAACAGAAAGGAACAGGACAGUGCUGCUUGGAUCAGGGAGGAAGUGACUCGUCCUCCCACGGCAGGAACAGUGACAUUUCCACAGAGUUAUUUGCGAAAGACGAGUUCCAGCCCAUGGACCCUACCCAGGAGCUCAUAUUUCCCCCAGAACUCUUGAGAAUGGCAGAGAACCCGGAAAAAAGAACCCUGACCUUUCAUGGAGAAAGGGUUACCUGGAUCUCCCCUGGGACCCUCAAGGAUCUCCUGGAGCUGAAAGCGAAACACCCCGAAGCCCCUCUGGUCUUGGGCAACACGUCACUGGGGCCUGCAGUGAAAUCUCAGGGACAUUUUCACCCAAUUCUCCUCUCUCCUGCCAGGAUUUCAGAGCUGAGUGUGGUGUCUAAAACAAGCGAGGGACUGACAAUAGGUGCUGGCUGCAGUCUGGCCCAGGUGAAGGACAUCUUGGCUGAGAGGGUUUCCAAGCUCCCAGAGGAGACAUCUCAGACAUACCAAGCCCUUCUGAAGCACCUGGAGAGUCUGGCAGGCCAGCAGAUCCGGAAUAUGGCAUCCUUAGGGGGACAUGUCAUAAGUCGGCAUUGCUAUUCAGAUCUGAAUCCAAUUCUGGCUGUGGGCAACACUACCCUCAAUCUGAUAUCAGAAGAAGGUAGGCGGCAGAUUCCUCUAAACGAACAUUUUCUUGCUGGGUUGGCAAGUGCGGACCUUAAGCCGGAGGAAAUUUUGGAAUCUGUGUACAUCCCUCACUCUCAAAAGUGGGAAUUUGUGUCAGCCUUCCGACAGGCUCCGUGCCAGCAAAACGCCUUGGCUGAUGUGAACGCCGGCAUGCGAGUCCUCCUCAAGGAAGGCACAGAUGCCGUCCAGGACCUGAGCAUCGCCUACGGAGGGCUCGGGGCAGCCACCAUCAUUGCCCACAACUCCUGCCGGCAGCUCCGAGGGAGGCGCUGGAACGAGCUGACACUGGAUGAGGCUUGCAGGCUGCUUCUGGACGAAGUCUCCCUCCCAGGCUCAGCUCCGGGGGGGAGGGUGGAGUUCAAGAGGACUCUGGUGGUCAGCUUCUUCUUCAAGUUCUACCUGGAAGUUCUGCAGAAACUGAAGAUGCUGGACUGCCUUCGAUAUGCUGAAGUUUCAGACCUAUUCCUAAGUGCUAUAGAGGAUUUCUCGGUCACAGUACCCCAGGGAGUCCAAAUGUACCAGAGUGUGGAUUCUCACCAACCCCUUCAAGAUCCUGUGGGACGCCCCAUUGUGCACAUAUCAGGUCUUAAACAUGCCACAGGGGAAGCCACAUUUUGUGAUGACAUCCCCAGGGUGGAUAAAGAACUUUUCAUGGCUUUGGUGACCAGUACCAGGGCCCAUGCAAAAAUCAUAUCAAUUGAUUUGUUCAAGGCCCUUGCACUACCUGGGGUGGUUGAUGUGAUAACAGCUGAAGACAUUCCAGGCACCAAUGGUACUAAAGACGACAAAUUGUUGGCUGUAGAUGAGGUACUUUGCGUGGGCCAGGUCAUCUGUGCUGUGGUUGCAGAGACAGACGUACAGGCGAAGCGUGCAGUUGAAGAGAUAAAGAUCACCUAUGAAGAUCUGGAGCCCGCAAUCUUCACCAUCCAGGAUGCCAUAAAACACAGCUCAUUCUUAUGCCCUGAAAAAAAGCUUGAACAAGGAAACGUUGAGGAGGCAUUUGAAAAAGUCGAUCAAAUUGUUCAAGGAGAGGUCCACGUUGGAGGACAGGAACACUUUUACAUGGAAACACAAAGAGUGCUUGUCGUUCCAAAGACAGAGGACCGAGAACUGGACAUCUAUGUGUCGACACAGGACCCAGCCCAUGUGCAGAAAACGGUGUCUUCUGCUUUAAACAUCCCAAUCAACAGGAUCACCUGUCAUGUAAAACGAGUAGGUGGAGGUUUUGGUGGGAAAGUAGUAAAACCAGCUAUAUUUGGAGCUAUUGCAGCUGUGGGAGCCGUCAAAACUGGUCACCCUAUUCGUCUUGUUCUUGAUCGGGAAGAUGACAUGUUAAUAACUGGGGGAAGACACCCAUUAUUUGGAAAAUAUAAAGUGGGAUUCAUGAACAACGGGCGAAUCAAAGCUCUAGACAUUGAGUGCUUCAUAAACGGAGGCUGCGCCCUAGACGACUCUGAGCAGGUAAUAGAAUUUCUUAUACUAAAGCUGGAAAAUGCAUAUAAAAUCCGAAACCUCAGGUUCCGGGGCCGUGCAUGUAUGACCAAUUUACCAUCCAAUACGGCCUUUCGAGGAUUUGGCUUCCCACAAGGAACCCUAGUAACAGAAUCCUGCAUCACAGCUGUGGCAGCUAAAUGUGGACUUCUGCCAGAAAAGGUUAGGAAGAAAAACAUGUACAAAACUGUUGAUAAAACCAUCUACAAACAGGCGUUCAGCCCUGAGACCCUGAUAAGAUGUUGGGACGAAUGUCUGGACAAGUCUUCCUUUCACAGCAGAAGAAAGCAAGUGGAAGAGUUUAACAAGAAGAAUUACUGGAAGAAGAAGGGCAUUGCUAUUAUCCCCAUGAAGUUUUCAGUGGGCUUUGCUGCAACAAGCUAUCAUCAGGCAGCUGCACUUGUUCAUAUCUACACAGAUGGGUCUGUAUUGGUCACACAUGGAGGCAAUGAACUGGGCCAAGGUAUUCACACCAAAAUGCUACAGGUGGCCAGCCGUGAAUUAAAACUACCCAUGUCUUACAUGCACAUCUGUGAAACAAGCACAGCCCUGGUCCCUAAUACCAUCGCCACAGCAGCUUCCAUCGGGUCAGACGUCAACGGCAGAGCCGUGCAGAAUGCUUGUCAGAUCCUUCUGAAACGCCUUGAGCCCAUCAUUAAGAAAAAUCCAGAAGGUUCAUGGGAAGACUGGAUUGAAGCUGCUUUUGAACAAAGAAUCAGUCUUUCAGCCACGGGAUACUUCAGGGGCUACAAGGCCUUCAUGGACUGGGAAAAAGGGGAGGGAGACCCGUUUCCUUACUAUGUCUACGGAGCAGCCUGUUCUGAGGUUGAAAUCGACUGCCUGACAGGAGCUCACAAGAAAAUCAGAACAGACAUCAUCAUGGAUGCAUGUUGCAGCCUAAAUCCAGCCAUUGAUAUUGGGCAGAUUGAAGGUUCGUUUAUUCAGGGAAUGGGCUUUUAUACCACUGAAGAGCUGAAAUAUUCCCCAGAAGGUGUCCUAUACUCUCGAGGCCCAGAUGAGUACAAAAUUCCAACCAUCACAGAUAUCCCAGAGGAAUUCAAUGUCUCCCUGUUGCCAUCAUCACAAACCCCACUGACCAUCUAUUCCUCCAAGGGCCUGGGGGAGUCAGGAAUGUUCCUGGGGUCAUCUGUAUUCUUUGCUAUCACUGAUGCUGUGGCUGCAGCACGCAGAGAAAGAGACAUAGCUGAAGACUUCACAGUGAAGAGCCCAGCAACUCCAGAAUGGGUUCGAAUGGCCUGUGCAGAUCGGUUCACAGAGAUGAUCCCAAGAGAUGACCCUAAUACAGUUAAACCUUGGUCUAUCCCUAUAGCAUAA